Molecule: messenger RNA, 743 nt
Organism: Pogonomyrmex barbatus (red harvester ant)
Lineage: Eukaryota; Metazoa; Arthropoda; Insecta; Hymenoptera; Formicidae
Gene: C1q-VP
Product: C1q-like venom protein
Molecular function (GO): protein binding
Source: RefSeq, a predicted model, not a curated record
GCCGACUUACGAUUCACUAGUUCGGGCUAGGAGGUGAUAUAAAGGCGUACAGGAGUCCGAUUCAAUCUGAUUUGCCUGUAACAUCAACUGAGGGGGCCAGGCUGGUAGCAGGAAAUCCGUUGCUGCCGCACCACUUUUUACCAUCAUGGUGGUGUGGGUGGUGCUGAUAUUGGCAGUGGCCGCGUUGACCGAUGCAGCGGUACCAGAUCCACCGGAAAGAUCUGGCAUCACCACGAUCGGCUCCAAAAAAUUGGCAACUGCCGCCGAUUGCGCCGGCCUUGUCGCUUUCUCUGCUAUCCAAGGAUCGGUGAAUGAAGCUAAGCUUGUUCUCGCUGAAACACUAGUGGAUAAAGGAGUUGGUUACGCGGCAGAAACAGGGAUCUUUACCACGCAUUGUCCAGGCCUCUAUCAAUUCAGCUUCGCCGGAUACGGUAGCACGGAUCUGCGGCUGACACUGAAACGCAAACUAAAUAAGUCCGACAGUUGGAGAACAAUCAUCAGUGCUGGCCCAGGCGGAGGGAGUAAUCUCAUCUUAUUGGAUGUCGAAGCCGGUGAUCAACUUGCCGUCUUCGUUGAAUCGGGAAAAAUCACCGAUGGAGCCAGCUUCACGGGCCACCGUGUUUAUAAAAGAUAAGCUAGAUCAUUAAACAAGAAUCUUGAACAAGUUUAAAAUAUCUAUCAUUAGGAAACAAUAGACACAAAAUCAAAACUAAAUUUAUAAAUUAAAACUAAACCUAAAAAAA